AUGUCCCAAGUCGUAUAUAUCACCGUCGAACCAUCGGAACAGACUUGUGUAGACGGGAUCUCCCAAAAGCAGUCCGGUUGGAUCCACGAACAUUUGAUCGAGAGCGCCGAUCCUGUCAAAGGCCGCCAGUUCCGCGCAUCCCAUCACAUCCCGAAAGGCACCUGUCUCCUCGUCGACCGCCCUUAUGCAGUUAUUCCCGUCGUUGAUGAGCCUGCUGUCAACGACAAUCUUAUUUGCAACAAUCCCGCUUGUAAUCGUCGAGCCCCUCGCGCCGAGAGAUACUCAUGUCUGAAUGCUUGCAUUCAAGACGUGGCAUGGUGCAGCAGCAUCUGCAAAGACGCCGAUAAAUCUCGACAUGACUUUGAAUGCACGUGGCUCAAAAGAUAUGCUGAGUCAAUACGAAACAAACUGGGUGAAUACGAAUUCGGCAUGCUCUGGCUGAUUGUCCGUCUGCUCGCCACUCGACAUGUUGAAUUGCAAGAGCACGGAUCCAUGACCGGAUCCCAAACCCGGCGUUUCAAACAUGGCUGGGAAGCCAUCGACUCGCUAUGCGGGUCAUCCGGAACAUGGUCCCAUGAUCAGGUCAAGUCCUGGACGACUCUCGUGAAGAAGUACCUCAAGAGCAGCCCGGCGCUACCCCACGGGUUGAGUACGGACCGAAUCCUUCAUCUCAUCUGUCAAGAAGAGGCGAAUUCAUUCGGACUUUAUCCCAGAGAAACAGGGCAUUUUCCUCCGCCGAGCCCGCCAAUUGAUAGAGGAGAGCAGUUCGCUGCGGCCGUUUAUCCCACUGCAGCAAUAGCUAACCAUUCAUGUGUGCCUAAUAUCAUUCAUAAGCCCAACGAUGAAGGCCACAUGGUCUUUACCGCGUCUCGCGAUAUUUUCCCCGGUCAGGAAUGCUGCAUCUCCUACUUCGACCUCACGCAACACUCAGAACUCGACUCGCGCCGUGGGCAUCUUCGAAAAUCAUUUCGGUUCGUGUGUCAUUGUGAUCGCUGUGUCUCUGAAGAGCCAGCGGAAGACACUGUAGAGUGGUCCGCGAUGCCGCUAACGGACGAUACGAUAUAA
This is a messenger RNA of Penicillium cinerascens, 1065 nucleotides long. Its product is annotated as SET domain-containing protein. The transcript is spliced from 2 exons. Lineage: Eukaryota; Fungi; Ascomycota; Eurotiomycetes; Eurotiales; Aspergillaceae. Gene Ontology annotation, molecular function: protein binding. The record is from RefSeq and is a predicted model, not a curated record. Bases 1 to 1065 code for a protein of 354 amino acids.